Messenger RNA from Cottoperca gobio, 987 nucleotides. RefSeq names its product apolipoprotein A-IV-like. Gene Ontology annotation, biological process: cholesterol metabolic process; lipoprotein metabolic process; acylglycerol homeostasis. The coding region runs from base 35 to 802 and encodes 255 amino acids. Gene Ontology annotation, molecular function: phosphatidylcholine-sterol O-acyltransferase activator activity; phospholipid binding; cholesterol transfer activity. The record is from RefSeq and is a predicted model, not a curated record. Gene Ontology annotation, cellular component: very-low-density lipoprotein particle; extracellular vesicle; low-density lipoprotein particle. NCBI's taxonomy places the organism in Eukaryota, Metazoa, Chordata, Actinopteri, Perciformes, Bovichtidae. The transcript is spliced from 4 exons.
GAGACACAAAAGCCAAAAGCAGCAAGACCCAAUCAUGAAGGUAUUCGUUGUACUAGCCGUUGCAGUGCUGUCUGGCUGUCAUGCCAACCUCUUCUAUGCCGAUGCACCAAAGCCAAGGCUAGAAGAGCUGACUGAUGCUUUCUGGGACUACAUUGGCAAGGCCACCGAAACAGCUGAUGACACUCUUCAGAUGAUCCGGAAAUCACAGUUUGGACAGGAAGUCAAUGCCCGCCUGGCAGACAGCACUGACAUAGCCAGCAAGUAUGCAGUGACCCUGCAGGAGCAGCUCCCCCCUGCAGCCAAGGACCUGAUGACCAAGAUCACCGCAGAGGCUGACCAGCUGAGAACUGUGCUGACCUUGGAGCUGAGCACUGUCAGGGGGAAGCUGGAGCCCUACACCGAGGACAUGAAGGUCCAGAUCCAGCAGAGAGUGGAGCAGCUCAAACAGGAGCUGGCACCCUACGCAGAAUCCCUUGACUCUGAGGGCCUGAGGGCCACCCUGAUGCAGAAGAGCGAGGAACUGAAGAUCAACCUGGAGCAGAGUGUGAAGGAUCUGCAGGCUCAGCUCGGGCCCUACACCGAUGACCUGAAAAUGAAGGUGGACCAGCACCUGCAGGACUUCCAGGAUAGCGUGGCCCCCAUGACCGAGAAGGUCCAGGUUGAGCUGAGUCAGAGAGCCAAUAUAGUGAAACAGAUGGUGGCUCCCUACGCUGAGGACCUGAGGGAAACGUUGGACCCCUACGCACAGGACCUCCAGGCCCAGCUCAUGUCCCUCUACCAAUCCUUUAUCAACGACAACUAAGUCAGCGUCCACCCCUGCUCCAGCGUUCAUCAAGAUGCUGGCCUUGUUGGGUCUACCUCUGUUUGAAGCAUGAGAUAUACUGUAAACCAAAUUAAACUAAUAUUUAUUGCUAGUUGCAAAGCAAACCUCUGCACUUGUGGAAAAUGUAAAUACUAUGUUUUUAUUUUGUGUCUUGAAGUUUGAAA